This is a messenger RNA of Gavia stellata (red-throated loon), 642 nucleotides long. It is a transcript of the gene RAB25, whose product is annotated as RAB25, member RAS oncogene family. Gene Ontology annotation, cellular component: recycling endosome. Bases 1 to 642 code for a protein of 213 amino acids. The record is from RefSeq and is a predicted model, not a curated record. Gene Ontology annotation, molecular function: GTP binding; GTPase activity. NCBI's taxonomy places the organism in Eukaryota, Metazoa, Chordata, Aves, Gaviiformes, Gaviidae. Gene Ontology annotation, biological process: exocytosis. The transcript is spliced from 5 exons.
AUGGGCAGCGGCGAGGAGGAUUAUAACUUUGUCUUCAAGGUCGUUCUGAUCGGGGAGUCCGGGGUGGGCAAAACCAACCUGCUCUCCCGCUUCACCCGCAACGAGUUCAACCACGACAGCCGCACCACCAUCGGUGUGGAGUUCUCCACCCGCACCAUCCUGGUGGGAGACGCCGUGGUGAAGGCUCAGAUCUGGGACACGGCCGGGCUGGAGCGGUACCGCGCCAUCACCUCUGCGUAUUACCGGGGGGCUGUGGGUGCCCUGGUUGUCUUUGACAUCACCAAGCACCAGACGUACGAUGUGGUGGACCGCUGGCUGAAGGAGCUGUAUGACCACGCCGAGGCCAGCAUCGUCGUCAUGCUGGUGGGGAACAAGACUGACCUCGCGCAGGCUCGGGAGGUUCCCAUGGAGGAGGCGAAAAUGUUUGCAGACAACAACGGGCUGCUGUUUGUCGAGACCUCAGCGCUGGAUUCCACCAACGUCGAGCAGGCGUUCGAGACCAUCCUGAAGGAGAUCUUCCACAAAGUGCAGAAGCAGAAGCAGAGGAGCAGCCAAACCAACACGGUGUCGCUUGCCAGCGAGAGCCCGGAGAGCACGGCCCCGGCGCAGACGGAGAAGCGCCCAUGCUGUGUCGCCCUCUGA